AUGCCUCUCCGCCUUCGAGUCGACGGAUCCGUCUUCCGCGAUGGACACAACCGCGAGGUCACUCUACAUGGAAUCAACGUCGCCGGCGAUGCCAAAUAUCCCCUGAACCCAGACCAAUGUUCGCACAUCAAGGACAAAUUCUUCCAAGGUGAUGACGUCUCCUUCGUUGGACGACCUUUCAGCCUCGACGAGGCCCACACGCACUUCGACCGCUUGAAGAGAUGGGGAUACAACACAAUUCGUUACAUCUACACCUGGGAGGCUAUCGAGCACGCUGGUCCUGGAAAGUACGACGAAGACUGGAUCAAGCACACCAUCGACGUCUUGCGCCUGGCCAAGAAGUACGGCUUCUACGUCUUCAUGGACCCUCACCAGGAUGUCUGGUCGAGAUACACUGGCGGCUCAGGUGCUCCCAUGUGGACCAUCUAUGCCUGCGGUCUGAACCCUCAGGCUUUCCUUGCGACACAGGCUGCUUUUGUUCAAAACACAUGGCCAAACCCUGCCGAGUUUCCCAAGAUGGUCUGGGCUACCAACUACCAGCGUCUAGCCUGUCAGACCAUUCUCACUCUCUUCUUCGCCGGCAAGGAAUUCGCUCCCAAAGCCAUCAUCGACGGCGUGAACAUUCAAGACUACCUUCAACGUCACUUCCUUGAUGCCAACAAGAUUCUGGCCCAACGCAUAAAAGAGGCAGGCGACCUGGAGAACGAUGUUGUCAUUGGUUGGGAGAGCAUGAACGAACCAAACAGAGGCUACAUAGGCUGGGAGGAUCUGUCCAAAUGGCCAGCUGACCAGAACUUGAAGAAGGGGCCUGCACCUACAGCAUUCCAGUCAAUGCUCACUGGUCUCGGCAGAGCCGUGGAACAAGACACAUUCGAUUUUGGCAAUUUUGGUCCUUACAAGUCUGGCAGUGAGCUUGUCGACCCCAAGGGGGAGAUCGCCUGGCUGCCUGUAGGUUACGACGAUUCGCGAUACGGCUGGAAGAGAGACGCCAACUGGAAGCUCGGUGAGUGUCUCUGGGCUCAGCACGGAGUCUGGGACCCUGAGAAUGACAAGCUGCUCAAGAAAGAUUAUUUCUUAAAAGUGCCUGUCUCGGGCGAGACGAUUACGCACGAGUACUACACCAACAACUUCUGGCUGAAUCACUACCGCGCGUACAGAGACACCAUCAGAGGCAUAUUCCCAGACACCAUCAUGUUCUGCCAGUCUUCGCCUUUCGAGGUACCAGCAUCGAUCAAGGGCACCAAAGAUGACGAUCCGCAGAUGGUCUUCGCACCUCACUUUUACGACGGCAUCACUCUCAUCACAAAGAAAUGGAACCGAUUCUGGAACGUCGAUGUGGUUGGCAUUAUGCGCGGCAAAUACUUGAGUCCCGCCUUUGCUGUAAAGAUCGGAGAGAGUGCCAUCAGAAACUGUUUCCGCGACCAGCUCAAGUACUUGCGCGAAGAAGGCGAGGAGAAAAUGGGCGCUCGACCCACCGUCUUUACCGAAAUUGGUAUCCCGUACGACAUGGACGACAAGUAUGCGUACAAAACCGGCGACUACACCAGCCAAACGCUCGCAAUGGACGCAAACCACUACGCGUUGGAGGGUUCUGGUGUAGCAGGUUUUGCUCUUUGGACCUAUGUGCCAUCAAACAACCACUACUGGGGUGACAACUGGAACGGCGAAGACCUGUCCAUCUACUCUGUCGACGACAAGCAAUUGCCCACUUCACCCGAGGUGGACAGUGCAACAUACAACCCAGAGUCCCCAUCAUACUCAGAAGGUAGAACAUCCGGAGACGCGUCGGUCAGCCCAUCAAUACUGAAGAGGACAUUAUCUGUAGAUCGAAUGAGCGCCUCCAAAACACCUUCUAUCAGCUCCGAUGGCGUCGGCAUGCGUGCAGCCGAAGCAUACGUAAGACCGACCCAGACAGCAACACACGGCCGUGUCGUGUCCCACGGAUUCGACCUCAAAAACUGCACUUUCCAUUUGACACUCUCUGCGCCUAGCCCAACGUCUGAAGAUGCACCUACCGAGGUCUUUUUGCCGGAAUACCACUUCCCUCAAGGCAAGACUGAAGUCGAGGUGCUGGGAGGAAAGUGGAAGAUCAGCGUGGAUCAGACAGAGGGCGCGUCACAACAAGUACUGCGGUGGUGGCAUGCGGCAGGCGAGCAAAAGUUGACUAUCAGAGGACCUAAGAGACGACAGGGUACGGCGAUUGAUUCGGAAGCCGAAGCGGGAUAUCUAGAUCAGUGCAAAGAGACUGGCAAGUCUUGCAUUAUGAUGUAG
This is a messenger RNA of Aureobasidium namibiae CBS 147.97, 2271 nucleotides long. Its product is annotated as glycoside hydrolase. Lineage: Eukaryota; Fungi; Ascomycota; Dothideomycetes; Dothideales; Saccotheciaceae. The record is from RefSeq and is a predicted model, not a curated record. The coding region runs from base 1 to 2271 and encodes 756 amino acids. Gene Ontology annotation, biological process: ergosteryl 3-beta-D-glucoside catabolic process; carbohydrate metabolic process. The transcript has 2 exons. Gene Ontology annotation, molecular function: steryl-beta-glucosidase activity.